Molecule: messenger RNA, 1923 nt
Organism: Diaporthe citri
Lineage: Eukaryota; Fungi; Ascomycota; Sordariomycetes; Diaporthales; Diaporthaceae
Exons: 2
Coding region: 1-1923 (640 amino acids)
Molecular function (GO): oxidoreductase activity, acting on the CH-CH group of donors
Source: RefSeq, a predicted model, not a curated record
AUGAAGCCGUCCAGUUCCACCUCCGGCUUCUUCCAGGAGCGGCCGUCGCUGCCGAACCAGUUCUACGAUGACGCCAGUUUCCAGAGGUCGCUGAGGCUCUUCCUACCACGUCAUGUGGCCAGCCAAGUCCGGGGCGAAGUCGCACAGCUGGGCGAGGACGUCGUGUCCGACAAGGUGUUUGCCUGGGUCACCGACGCCGAGAAGAACUCUCCCUACCUAGCGGGCCACGGCCGGGACAUCUUCGGCAAAUUAACGUCCAAGCUCGUCGUCGGCGAAGGAUGGCGCACCCUGCAGGCACUCGGUAUUGAGAAAGGGAUCGUCGCCACCGGAUAUGACACGUCACUUGGGGCAUCGGCCCGCGUCGUGCAGUUCCUGAGGCUACACCUGUGGGAGGGCUCCGCCGCCAACGUCCCUUGCCCAUCAGCGAUGCAGGACGGCGCGGCGCGACUGCUGCAGCUCCAGCUGGCUGGCAGUGACCUUGAGCCGGAGCAGCGCCGCGUGCUCGGGAGGGCGCUGGAGCACCUCCUCUCUACAGAUCCGGCUAAGGCUUGGACUAGCGGCCAGUGGAUGACUGAGCGGACCGGCGGGAGCGAUGUCUCCCUCACAGAGACCGUCGCCCAGUACAAGCCCUCACCAAAGCCAGGCCUAGCCGACGCCCACGAGAACAUUCCUCUGGGCCCUUGGUCCAUAUCAGGGUUCAAGUGGUUCUCAAGCGCGACUGACUCGAACAUGACAAUCUUGCUGGCACGCACACAGAACGGAGUCAGCGCCUUCUUCGCCCCCAUGAGGCGGCACGACCCCUCGGCGGUCACGCUGGCCGGCCGGCCCAUGGGAGCCGCCGGUACGGAGCUCAACGGGUUGCGGAUCCAGCGGCUCAAGAACAAGUUUGGGACCAAGUCCCUGCCCACGGCGGAGCUCGAGCUGGAGGAUAUGCGGGGCUGGCUGCUGGGCCGGCAAGGGCAGGGAGUCAAGGAGAUUAGCACCGUCCUCACCCUCACGCGGAUCCACUCGUCCGUCGCCGCCGUGGGAUACGUCGGUCGCGCUCUCGGUAUCGCUAGGGCAUUUGCCAAGGUCAGGCAGGUCAGCGCCGGGCGCGGCCAGCGGGCCCUGCUUACCCAGAGUCCACUGCACAUGCAGACGCUGGCGGACAUGACUGGCAAGUACCACGGGCUGAUGCUGCUCACCUUCUUCACGUCGUACAUUCUAGGUCUGGAUGAACAUCCCCAGGCGGGAAGGUCAGGGCUAUCCCCACCGCUAGCCGCCAUCACGCCGGAACAGCAACACAUAGCGCCGCUUCUGCGUGUCUUGACACCUCUCUGCAAGGGCUACGUCUGCAAGAAUGCGAUCCACCUCGUGUACGAAUGCAUGGAGGCGCUGGGCGGCGUGGGCUACCUCGAGAACGAGGAGGCCCAGAACCUCAACAUCGCGAGGCUGUACCGCGACUGCUGCGUGCUGUCCAUCUGGGAGGGCACCACGGACGUUCUCGCCACGGACUUCUUGAGGGCCCUCAAGCAUCCCAAGGGAGGUCAGGAGUCGAUAGAUGCCCUGGAUGUACUUCUUGGCAAGAAGACCAAAGUCUCGCCUGGGCAGGUGGACGGCAAGGCAAGCGGACCGCCCCCGACGGGCCGAUGGGAAGCGUUGAAGGAGACGCUUGCCCGAGAGUCACAGGCCGAUCUCGUCGGAGACGCACGAAGCAUCCUGUGGGAUGUAGCUGAGAGCCUCAUUGAGGUUUUGCUCUACGCGGAUGCCCAGAGCGAUGGCAGUCAAACGGCGUUGGAUAUAUUAUCCCGCUGGAGGCUGGCCUCCGGGGCUGGCCGUACGGGCUCGAUUGCACCGCAGAGCAAUAGCGAGGACAGAUUGGCCAGGAACUCUGCGAUCGUCUAUGGACGGCCGGAUUCAGGCGCAUCUUCGUCGAAGCUGUAG